AUGGAUGUGCGUUACAAAUGUAUACACACUAACAUCUCUGACCACUUCGUUGAAUGUAACAAUGGUUGUGACACUGCGCAAGUUUUUAUCAAUGGUUCUGUCUAUUUUAAUUUUCAAAAAUCCUUUUACAAUUCUGCAUUGUCUUGGCUUCAUGUCUGUGAUGUUCGGAAGUUUAGCAUUUACCGUUGUUGAUCUCAACUCGUUUCCUCCGUUUACCAAAAAAAACUUGUAAAA
Molecule: messenger RNA, 234 nt
Organism: Gongylonema pulchrum
Lineage: Eukaryota; Metazoa; Nematoda; Chromadorea; Rhabditida; Gongylonematidae
Source: the annotation of a GenBank genome assembly